Molecule: messenger RNA, 3402 nt
Organism: Micropterus dolomieu (smallmouth bass)
Lineage: Eukaryota; Metazoa; Chordata; Actinopteri; Centrarchiformes; Centrarchidae
Product: T-cell surface antigen CD2-like
Exons: 9
Coding region: 143-1231 (362 amino acids)
Source: RefSeq, a predicted model, not a curated record
CAGGCACUAAGGAGAAGGCACACAACCUAUCUAAACAAAUUAUUUAGGCACAAUAUCUGCCACCAUUACAGUUAAAAGUGAGAAGUUGUGUGGCGAUGAUGGUGUUCUGACAUUUCAUCCAGUCAAACCCUGCAAGCUGAAUAUGAUGAUGAUAAAGAUGGCUACUGUCUCCACCAUCACUCUGCUCCUGCUCUGCUGCCUCAUCACCUCCACAGAUUCUCAGGCUAGCUGUGACCAGUAUGCAGCUACAGGCGGGGACUUGACUCUGAUUCUGUCCCACAAACUGCGCAAUUCAGAAACACUGAGAUGGAAGCACAAUGAUGUAACAGUCUUGGAUCGACGACCGAACAACACAUAUCUCACCGGGAGCAAAGAGGAUGUUUCUGAAAAUGGAUCGCUGAAGCUGAAAAGUCUGUCAAAAAACAAAACAGGGAGAUACACCCCCGAGGUUCAUUAUCAAAAUGGAGAAGCAAUACCGAAUUUGAAAAGCAUACAAUUAUGUAUACUGGACCCUGUCCAGAAGCCUAACCUGACGAUCAGCUGUUCCAAAAACACCCAUUUUACUUUAACCUGCAAUGUUAGUCAGCAGUCCAAGGAUAACAAAUUUAAAUGGUUUCAAAAUAACAAGGAGUUGAAGGAUAACAAAACUGCUCUGACACGAAAUGCUGAAACUGUGGAAAAAGAUUCCUUCAAAUGCGAAGUUUCCAACCUCGUCAGCAGUAAGACCAGUGACCCUGUUGUCCAACACUGCUAUACGCAGAAGUCUUUUUUAUAUGAAGAACUAUAUGGAAUUGAAAUCUGGGUUUUCAUUGCUGUCGGAGGAGGUGUUGUUGUACUGCUGAUGAUCAUCGUCAUUGUUUGCUGCAUCACAACCAGAAGGAGAAAACACUUGCAACUGAAGGACGAGGGGGAGCUUCGUUUGGCAUGGACCAAUGAGCAACAGCAACAACAUCAAUACGCUGCUGAUCAACAACAUCAACAACAUCAUCAUCAUCACCACCAUCCUCACCACCACCAGCAGCAGCCGGCCGGCCACACUGGUCCUCGCCAACAUCGCUCCAAGCAGCACCGCGACCAGCAGCGUCCCAGAGCCCCCGACCAUGGUCACCCUCUGCCCAGCCCCAGGAGAGCUGCGCAGCAGGCACCCAAACCGGUCGACAACGUUGAUGAUGAGCAGCCUCCUCCUCUGCCUCAGCCCAGGAAGAAAGCCCCCAAAACGCCAAGAGUGUAACACCCUGUGAGGAGUUUAGUUUCUGGGUUCACCUGCUCUUCUUCUAAUCAUCAUUUUUAAUCCUGUUUUGAAUCUCUCCUCCCUUCUUCUCAUCUUUUGAAGAUGAAUUCAACUCCGCCAGGAAAAGCACAUUAAAAACACUUCUCUCCUCUUUGGCCUCUCCUUGGCAUUAAGUAUCAUGAUUUCAUCAGGAUGUGGUGAAAAUCAAUUUAAACAAACUAACAGUUUUAUCAAGUAAAAACUAAACAAAAAGAUGCUUAUUAAACUCAAACUAUUAAUCUUAUUAAGCUUUCGUUUUAUUAUGACAUGAUGAGCAAACCUGGACUGCCCUACUUUGUAAAAUAUGUAAGUGAUUCAUUAUAAUCUUGAAAUCACUUUAACUAUUAAAUUGUUAAAUUACUUUAUUAUAUAUUUCAAAUAUUAUUAUUGUGAAGCAUCACUUCCAGAGACAACAAAACAUGCUAUUGCUGUUUCCUUUCCAUAUAAACAAACAUAAUGUCAAAUACACAGGAAGAGCACACUUUAAAGAUUAAAAACUAAAAAACAUACAACAACAACAACAAUAAGUGUACUUGUAUAACAUCACCUGCAAAAUGUUCUUACUUACAUAAAGACAAAUACAAGACCUCUAACCCAUAAUCUGCCUCACACUCUCGCAUUACAUUCGAUGGAUAUGACGCCUGCCUUUGGUGUGAGAGACCCGGGUUCAAUCCCCCACUGUGACCCAUCCACCAUUGUGUCCCUGAGCAAGACACUUAACCCUUCGUUGCUCCAGAGGCGUGUGACCUCUGACAUGUAUAGCAAUUGUAAGUCGCUUUGGAUAAAAGCGUCAACUAAAUGUAAUGUAAUAUAAAUGACAAGCUCAUUCCCACGCUAGGUAUUGGGACAUACUAAAUCUUUUUCUGGCAUACAAAAUAGUAUGGUUGUAUAGGAUUUCGAACACACAACUGGUAAUCACACCGUGAGUUAAAGGUAAAGGUAGCUUUGAAUUAACCCCUAAAUCCAGGGAGUACAUUUAGUUGUAUGAACUUUGUAUGAACAAGAAAACUUGUGUCAUGCCUGAUAUUGUGCCCGUUUUCCAAUGACAAAGUCCAAGGCCACUAUUCUGCAAGAAGUCUAUCUUAGCCUGACGCGUGUACACUUAUGUGUGUCGUAUACACACUCCAGCAGUACCCAAUGUACAUAAAAAUCCACAAGAGUCAAGAAAAGGUUUGAGAGUACCUUUUAAUCCAGAGUUUACUUAAGGCCCGGUCCAUUACUAGCGCAGUGUAGUCCACCAUAUUUAUUCAACCCUCUUUUGCAACACGGUCAAAAACCCGUUACGAUCCAUGGCUCUUGCAGAUUGUUCAUAUCCUCUCCCUUGUUACUUGUUUUUCAUUCUUUCAUGACUAGAUUUUCAGUUGUGGAAAAAGUGACAGUAGCACAAAUAAAUUAUUACAUUGAACACAAGUGAUUACCAUUCUCAUGGUGGUACUCUGAAUACGGCAGUUAGCUUAGCUUAUCAUAAAGACUGAAAACUGGGGGAAACCGUUAGUUUGGCUCUGUCUGAAGGUAACAGUCCAACUGCCAGCGCCUCUAAAGCUCACUAAUUAACUCAUUAUAUCUUGUUUGUAGAAUUUGUAGACAGACUAAAAUGUGAAAUCCACAUGUGGUGGUUUUACAGCAGGUCUAUGGUCAGGACAAGGUUCAUAUGUCACCCAGAGGUUUCAAAGCAACCAGCAGUCUUUGGAGGUGCUGGUACUUGAAUUUGGGUAGUUGUUUCCCUUCUUUCCUUCCCUUCUCAAAUUGUUACUUUAAACAAUAAUUUGUUUGGCAUUUAAUUUCACAAAAACCAAUUAUAUUUUACAGUUUUUUUGCUAUCUGCAAGGAAGUUUGCACAGCACAGUUGUGGAAAAUGGUAUAUUCCAUUAUGUAUUUCAAGGUUGCAUUUACAUUGUCCCAGACGGUUUGGUGCACUGCUUCAGUUUCAUUUAGAUUUAAUUUUAUUUCCAGACAGGCUGCAAAAAAAGAAUGUUAUAUGAAAUGUUUUUAUUGUAAGAAUCACUUACAGGGCAGCUUUUUAGUGUAAGUUUUACAACAAUACAAACUAUGCAGUUCUUUGUAAUAUCUUUUUUGAAUUUGUGUUGUGAAGUGAUGAAUAAAAGAAAUGUUUACGACUGUGAUAAAUCAAA